UUCGGACUCCGCAAGCGCUGCGCCCACCUGGUUAGUGCCAAGUGUCGAGCUCCAAGUGCCGUAUAAUACCUCGCUCAGAAACAACACCAGCUACACGACGGACAAAUCAUGACAGAAGGAAGCGACUACGAUUAUCUGUUCAAGGUCGUCCUAAUUGGUGACUCGGGCGUUGGUAAAUCAAACUUGCUCUCCCGGUUUACUCGCAAUCAAUUCAACAUGGACUCCAAGUCGACUAUUGGAGUCGAGUUUGCGACCCGCUCGAUCAAUGUCGAUGGAAAGCUCAUCAAGGCUCAGAUCUGGGACACCGCAGGUCAGGAACGGUAUCGCGCGAUAACUUCAGCCUACUACCGGGGCGCAGUCGGUGCUCUCUUGGUGUACGAUAUCUCAAAGCAGGCAACGUUUGCCAACGUAACGCGGUGGUUGAAGGAGUUGCGGGACCAUGCAGACUCUAAUAUCGUGAUCAUGCUCGUGGGGAAUAAGAGUGACCUGAAGCACCUGAGGGCAGUCCCCACGGAAGAGGCAACGAACUUCGCCACUCAAAACGAGCUGUCGUUCAUCGAGACCUCGGCGCUGGAUGCUUCCAAUGUCGAUUCGGCUUUCCAGACUAUCUUAACCGAUAUCUACCGCAUUGUGUCGAGCAAGACUCUUGAUCAGUCUGGCGACUCCGUUAAAGCACCUACCAGCGACACGAUCCCCGUCGCCAUCGACUCGUCAGCACCAGCCAAGAAUGGAUGUUGCUGAACGUGUACUUCUAUGGCGACGAUGUUUGUUAGAUGACUUGUAUGGCUACCACCUUCCUGUUUUCCCCCUUAAUGGUAAUUCU
Messenger RNA from Pisolithus orientalis, 823 nucleotides. RefSeq names its product GTPase. The transcript has 7 exons. The coding region runs from base 109 to 741 and encodes 210 amino acids. NCBI's taxonomy places the organism in Eukaryota, Fungi, Basidiomycota, Agaricomycetes, Boletales, Pisolithaceae. Gene Ontology annotation, biological process: exocytosis. Gene Ontology annotation, cellular component: recycling endosome. Gene Ontology annotation, molecular function: GTP binding; GTPase activity. The record is from RefSeq and is a predicted model, not a curated record.